Porites evermanni is the source of this 3384-nucleotide messenger RNA. Lineage: Eukaryota; Metazoa; Cnidaria; Anthozoa; Scleractinia; Poritidae. The record is from the annotation of a GenBank genome assembly.
AUGUCACAGGAUGUGAAUUUUUUUCCUUAUUUUAGCAUUAAGAACCCAGUGACAAGUGACGUCACAGAUGAAGCUGAACAGGACACCAGUACUUGCAGGCAAGAACCAGGAAAAUCACCCAAGAAACCAAGGCGACCAGUUAAUAGAUUUGGAGAUAUGACUGAGGAAGAAGUACUCAACUUGAAAUUACCUGAGCAUUUGGGAUACAAUCUGGAUAUAUUAUUUGUAAGUGUGCUGUGCAUGUCAGCACUUCAAAUGCUGAAAAAUAACUAAAUGCCUUAAAACAACAAUGGCAAUAGGCCUGUUUAACAAAUCUCCAGAAAAAACUCGAAACAAUUUUAGGCUCUCAUUUCAUUUGUCAAUUUCCAGCCCAUAUACAACAGGGCUGUGCUCUAGCAGAGCCCAGUGGCCCCUGGCACCUAACUUUUGCCCUCGGGCGACUAGAAAAUCCCAGAUUUUUCAUACAAAUCAUAUGCUGGGCACCCUAGAUUUUACAGUUUCAGAGCACUGGGCUCCCUUCAAUUUUCCCUAGAGCACAGCCUUGUACAAUGUGUUCUUUCAAAACUAACAACAAAGUAAUUAUAUUAUCAAAAAGAGGGGAAAAGUACUGUCUAUGUAAAAAAUCUGUAUAAUGCCAAUAGAAAUUUCAGUGAGUUAAAAUGCCGAAAAGUAGAGAGCAUUUUGCAUCAAGCAGAGUUGUAACUUAUUUAAGAUUUUGUCUAGUUAUUUUCAAAAUUUAGCAUAAAGUUCCAGGAUUUUCUAACCUUAUGUUUUUAACAUUUUUCAUUUACCAUCAAUGAAUUACAAUUUUUAAUUAAAUCUGAUUCUAGACCUCUCUGUUGUGUUGGCAGGUUGGAAUAAACCCAGGUUUAAUGUCAGCCUACAAAGGACAUCACUAUCCAGGAGCCAAUAACCAUUUCUGUGGGUGAAUUUGCUUUGAGUCCAAUUAAUUGCCGAUUUUCCUGUAAAUGAGCGUGGUUUUUUUUCGUUUGCUUGUUCUUUGUUUGCUUGUUUGUUUUUUUCUCAUUUUGCUUUCAGUUAAGGCAAUGAUAAGAAACAAGAUUUCUUAAAUGAAUUCCUAUUAUAAAAUAAUAAUAAUUAUUAUUAUUAUUUUUAUAAUUAUUAUUAUUAUUAUUAUCGUCAUCAUCAGCAGCAUCAUAAUGAUCAUUAUUAGUUAUGUAAUUGUUCAUUUUUAAAACAAACAAUUCCUUAAUCCUAAACAAUUACUGACAUUGCUGACUGUCUUUUUUUAAUAAUUAUUGCCUGAUUAACUCUUUCUUAAUAAUAAUUAUUUAGCUACAUGUAGUCCCUUAUAUAUAUUUUAUAAUUUAUUUACAGAUUUGUAAUACAUGCCCUUUAAUUUGCAGGGCCAUGUCUGUACCAAUCGGGUUUGGUGCCUGACAGAUUGACUUAUCUAGAUGAUGUGAGAUGUCCAUCAGAUUAUCAGAUAGGUUUAACAAACAUGGUGGAGCGUACUACAAGAGGAAGCGCUGAUCUGUCCAGGUGAUAAGCUCAACAGGGAUGGGUUGCUGAUUGGGGCAGGCCGGUCACACCUGUGUAUACAAAAAAAAAAUACUUGGCUAUUAAAUCCCUGCUAGGAACUAGGAGUGCAGGCUAUGCACAAGAGUAAGACACCUUUGAGGAGAGAGGUAGCUUCCUCUUUCCUCGGCGUGUCCUCCUCCCUUGGGGCCAGGUCAUGGCUACAGGAUAUGGUCAUGGUGACUUAUUUCUAGUCACAUAUAAUUAAUAUUUUUUAAUUAGAUGUUCUAUUUCCUGCAAUAAACACAAAAUACAUGAACCUGUAUCCAUGCAAUGAUAUAGAAGCCAUGUUGAUUGGGACAAAAAGGAUGUAUAAUUAAUACUAAUUAUUAGCCAUGACCUGCGUAAGGGAGGAGGACACGCAUGAGGAAAGAGGGAGCAACCUCUCUUCUCACAGGUGUCUUUUACUCGCGCAUAGCCUGCGAGGAAGCUCUUCAUCUGGGGAGUCAGAAUGAUAUUUCAAGGUAUCUUGAUAGUGUAAAUUAAUGAAACCAUUGUAACUGCGGAAAGCCUUGAUUUAUUUAUAGCUCAAGAACAAAGUCGAACAUUUAUUUUAUUUUUAACACGAUGCUUUAGAUCAUAAAAGCCUGUAUUCAUGAAGUACUAAUGUAUUUUUUGUUUCCGUUCUUUUCAGGAAAGAAAUGAGAGAUGGGAAGGAGGCUCUUAUACAAAAGGUGGAGCGAUAUAAACCAUUUAUUGUGUGUUUUAAUGGAAAAGGUGACUUCUCUUUUAUAUUCUGCUCUUGUCCCCUUUUUUUUGUCUCGAUUGAUUUGUUUGUUUUCUUAUUAUUCCUAAGGCUAGGCCAAUUAAUUUAUAAUCAUUGUUUAUCUUGCUCCAGUUGAAACCUUAAAAUUUCCUUUCUUGUUUCUUGUCUUGGGGCUGAGUAAAUGAGCUGGAAGUGGCUCACAGGCUUUCCCAGGAUCGUGACAUGUUAAUUAAACCCCAAGUCAUAGUGAUCAUAUGGCAGCCCAGCCAGACCAGUGAUACUGGGAUAAAAUUCACGAAGGCGAAAUGAGCCAGCCCAGCUCUAGCCUGUUCCAAGCGUUCAGAUAGUGGAGAGCGGUGCGAAGUAAAGAAAGCGAUGAAAAGUAGAGGGGGACUCCCUCGCUUUUAUUUUUUCUCCUUUUUACUUCGCACCGCUCCCCACUAUCUGAACGCCUGGAACAGGCUAGCCCAGCUCACGAAAUCAGCACCUUGCCUUCUGCUAUUCCAUUUAAUAUAGUUAAAUGACUACAAUGAAAGUAAUAGCUAAAAUUUAAGUAAAGAUAACAAACUAGUAAAUCAAUAACUGAAUUUUUUGGUUUGUUUUUGUUUUCAAGUAAUCUACGAAACCUUUUCCGGAUCUAAAUGUAAGGUUGGCAGGCAGAAAGACCCAAUUCCAGGAACGACUUCGGUAAGCUAGCUAGCACGAUGCCAGCUGUUGAUAGUAAUAAAAAAAAUAUCCUUUCUGUAGUGCCCUUAUUUUAAUGAAACUGUAGUUUUUGCAAUCUAAGGGACCGUGUAUUUUGUUGAUGGAAUGGACCUGGGGGUUAAGGGGAGGGGGGACCGAAAAAAAAUUGCACUAGACUCCUUCUUCCACCUUCCCCUUAUCGUCGUCGUCAUGGUCGUCGUUAUAGUUAUCGUCAUUAUUUUUUUCUCUACCUCUCUCUCUUCACAGGUAGUUUAUGUUAUGCCAUCUACAUCUGGUAGAACCCAGACCUACCCCCGUGCAAGCGACAAGUUGCCGUUUUUCUUGGAACUUAAAUCUUUGCGUGAUGAACUUAAGGCGAACUCUGUAAACCACUCUUCUCCUGGAGAGGAAGUAAAAUCAAGUUUAAACGAGACUUAGUUAGCUGCAAUUGUAUA